GGGGGAGUUGUCCGCUUCUAAAUAAUCCGAUUGGGCCGUCUUAAAAAGGGCGAACGCUUCUUUUCUACUUUGAAAACCCGCCUUCUGCUGCGGUACAGAAAUAGAAAUAGAAAGGUUUGCCUGAAAGAGCAAGAGAGGGAGAGGAAGGAACGUCAGUGAGAAGAAAACUUCUUUAUCUCAAUUUCGCGUCCGAGCGAUUAGCCAGAGAUCUUUAUCUUCCGUUUGCUGAGCAUCAGCAACGUAAAGGAGGCUAUUACCUAGCUAACCAGCCUGGCUGAACACCAAGCCGGGGGGUCGUAAAUAGCCAAGUUUACACAGAUACCGAGAAAGCAUUUCCCACUUACGCCUCUUUAAUUACGUUUAUCAGCCCUUAAGUUAGCCUGACACCUUCCAGUCGUUGCAUUUUUUGAGGGAAUGGCACUGGACUUCGCUGCUGGAUGUGUAGGAGGUGCUGCCGGUGUUUUGGUUGGGCAUCCGUUUGAUACUGUAAAGGUGGGUGUCUGCUGCAUCCUCUUUGCUGUUUGCUCAUUAGUCACAAAAAAAAAUAAAUAAAUAAAAUGCAGUACUAUGCUGACAGCCUGAAUUUAAAUCCAGAUAAGCUGAGAGUACACAAUGAGCCCAAGAGAGGAAUGGGAUGACUGAGCAAGAGGAAUAAAUCUUCUGAUUAGUUAGAGUUCAGAACGGGACAGUGCGUUCACUUCUUUACAGAUUUCAAUGAAACCAUUAUUUAUCAAAGGAUUUGUAGGGAUGGUUAAUUAGCUGAAUAACUAGUAGUCACAUAGCCUAUAUGAUCAUCACUAUGUACCUGCAGAGUCCCACAUGAUUUUAUAUGCAUUAAAGUUAGUUGUAGUUGUUAUGGUUGAAAUCCAAUUCAUUUUUAUCACAACUUUUACAUGAUCUGUGGUUGAGGCAUAGGAUUUAUGUGAGUGAACCUAAAAACAUAAUUUUUCUUUACUUGAUGCCAUUCGCGUAUUAAUGUUGCAUAGACUGGAUUAAGCAGUGGCGAAGUGAGAGACUUGUGUGAAUGUGGAGCAUCCGCUUUAGAGGCAAGCAGUGAGAGAAUGGUUUGGUUAUAGUUCUUUUACACCCUUGCUUUCAAUGUCAUUUCUCCCUGAGCCGGUGUCUGCUUGGGGCUCGGAGGCUGUCUUUAACAGCAACAGUGUCACUGUGUUGUAGAUGAGAGAGAGAAAUAAACAACCUCUCCACGGAAAUGUGACCUAGUGCGGCUUCAGGUUCAAAAUGUGAACAAACCUAUGUACCGUGGGACGUUCCACUGCUUCCAAUCAAUCAUACGCCAGGAGUCGGCGCUGGGUCUGUACAAAGGUAUCGGGUCUCCAAUGAUGGGUUUGACUUUCAUCAAUGCUAUAGUUUUUGGUGUCCAGGGAAACACAAUGCGCAUGCUUGGCCGCGAUACACCUCUCAACCAGUUCUUGGCUGGAGCCUCUGCUGGAGCUAUCCAGUGUGUCAUUUGCUGUCCAAUGGAGCUGGCCAAGACACGUAUGCAAAUGCAAGGAACUGGAGAGAAGAAGUCUAAGAGGAAAAUGUACAAGAACUCCCUGGACUGUCUGGUGAGAAUCUACAAUAAGGAAGGGAUCAGAGGGAUCAAUCGUGGUAUGGUUACCACCCUGGUGCGCGAGACGCCGGGUUUUGGGGUGUACUUCCUUGCGUAUGAUGUGCUGACACGUUCACUGGGUUGUGAGCCAGAAGACCCCUACAUGAUCCCCAAGCUGCUGUUUGCUGGUGGCAUGUCAGGCAUAGCUUCCUGGCUGUCCACCUAUCCUGUGGAUGUGAUCAAGUCACGCCUGCAAGCGGACGGGGUCGGCGGCGUUUACCAGUAUAAUGGUAUCAUGGACUGUGUCAGGCAGAGCAUACAAAAGGAGGGGUGGAGAGUGUUCACUCGUGGACUGACGUCUACUUUGCUCCGUGCAUUCCCAGUGAAUGCCACCACAUUUGCCACUGUGACUUUGUUCUUAAUGUACAUGCGCGAGGGUGGAGAGUGUAGCAUUCCAGACUCUGAGCCGCCGUCUGUCCAGCUGCAGCCUCUGCAGACGCAGACACAGCCGACCAGCAUGUAAGCUGGGGUGCAACAGUGAGUGUUAUUAAUUUUUCAGCAAACCUAUCUGUAGACAGUUUUUACACAGGUCAAGGAUCUGUUAAUUAGUGUCCACAAUCACAGAGGAGAGCUACGUUUUGGGUAAGCAUCUGUCCAUAAAGCUUAAACCAAGUGGUCUCACAUAGUAUUUAAAUAAUAUAUAUUUUAAGAGAAAAGCUGCACUUGUAAAUAUGUUCUCUUUGCUUUUGUACAUAUUUUGCUUUUUUUAAGCAAAUUUAAAUAAACUUGACAGUUACAAGAGUUACUGUAACAUACAGUGACGGUUACAGAUGUCCCGAAAAUGUUGAACACUUUGAUCCUAAUGAUGCCGUUUUCAUCCUAUAAUAUUACACAAGCCUAAACACACAGCACGGCGUUUGGUAUAUUUGUGAAUCGGUGCUGUUUAUCCUGUUACUUUCUACCAUUAGUAAAAUGAAGAUGAUUUUCAGGGUAAUUUUUAAUAGUGAAAAAUUAUCCUGUUUAGCAUCAUGUGAACACUGUUUUGUAGCAUUUUGUGUAAACGGUUACAUGCAAAUUUUCAGUAAUGCUUCAUGUAGCUUGAACUGGAUUAGUCAGAAAUUUUAAAAGGUAAAUAAAAUAAAAAAAUCACAAUGCAGUUUUUUCACCUAAAGAUGUCCCCUCUCUGCCCCAAGUCGCUAGACAAACACUGGCUCGCACACAUGCCUUGAAAUGUGCACAGAAGACAAGCUGUGAUUUCGGGCUCUAGCUACUACGACUACUGAGCUACUGGUAAUCGCUAAUAGAGGGUUAAACUGUCGCUUGUACUGAAUGACCUUUGCUAUAAUGUUCAAUCAAGAAAAACUGUUACGAAAGCUAGGUUUCAAGGCCAGUCGCUUUUCUUUCCAGGAAAGAGGGUGAAAUUUUAGAAGCGAUUGUCUACAUUGCUGCUGGGGAUCAGACUUGUGACUUCUUAACAUCCCCUUAGAAAUAGCCACCGCAGUCAUGUGUUGGAAGAGUAAAGGGAGGAUCAGAACAAAAUUCAUCAGUCCUCGGCUGGAAUGGAAACUGGGGGGAAAAAAAAAAAAGUGUCUUGACUUUUUUCAUUUCAGUCAGGCUUUUCACCAUCGUAAUCUCAGCAUCUCACUGAAAAGAUGCGAUUGGCUAAAGUCUCUGAUGCUAGAUUUUGUUUUGGGUUUUUUGGCAGAAAAUUCAAAUUUUUGGACAAUGGAGUGUUGAACCUUCUGGUGAAAUUUAAAAAAAAAAAAAAAAA
This is a messenger RNA of Oreochromis niloticus (Nile tilapia), 3323 nucleotides long. RefSeq names its product solute carrier family 25 member 29-like (gene slc25a29l). Bases 1254 to 2075 code for a protein of 273 amino acids. The record is from RefSeq and is a predicted model, not a curated record. NCBI's taxonomy places the organism in Eukaryota, Metazoa, Chordata, Actinopteri, Cichliformes, Cichlidae. The transcript is spliced from 4 exons. Gene Ontology annotation, cellular component: mitochondrion. Gene Ontology annotation, biological process: mitochondrial L-ornithine transmembrane transport. Gene Ontology annotation, molecular function: high-affinity L-arginine transmembrane transporter activity.